Molecule: messenger RNA, 1251 nt
Organism: Prorocentrum cordatum
Lineage: Eukaryota; Dinophyceae; Prorocentrales; Prorocentraceae
Source: the annotation of a GenBank genome assembly
ACACGGAUAUGUGCUUUGGAAUGCGGGCAGGUUGCAGGAAGCUCGAAACCGAGAACGUGUUGGUCAUGCGCCAUUCCUGAUGGCCACAGCUACCAAAUCGUACGGCCACACGACUAGCCGUAUUGGCAUGUCUAGAUAUUUAUAUAUAUAUACACAUAUUGAUAGGUACUGGAAGAUCACCGGUCCAUCGAUGUAAGAAUCGCGGCGCGCACGUGUCGGCGAAGAGUGGCAGCCCGCACGGAUCUACGCUGAGCGGGAACACACUGCACAGAAGGGCAUACCCUACGAAUGCAACGGGGCACCUACUUUGCAGUAUGUGUUCGUAUGCAUACAACAAUGAUCAGCCAGAUGGGAGCCUGCCAUCUAGCACGUAGGCCCCGCCGCGAGACGCCGUACUACGGCACCAGGAGCGGCCCUUGCCGAGGCAGUGCGCGCACGCUCCGGGCCGCCACCCGAGCUGAUCUGGACAGCAGGCGGCGGCGAGGGGGGCGCAUGGCUGGGCAGAGAGUCUCCGGGGGGAAGGGCACGCACGGAGAGAGCAGGGGCGGCCGAGCGGCGGCGCGGGGCCACGAGGAGGAGGAGGAGGAGGAGGAGGAGGAGGAGGAGAAGGGAGAGAGAAAGCAGAGGCCAGGGGGAGACACCGCGGCCGCCGCGCACAGCCCUCACGGCGAGCCGAAGUCCCAGCGGCGGCCGCCGCCCGACCCUAGGGUGUUCUCGGCGCUGUACGUCACGCGCAGGAGGCCGUCGCUGUCCUUGUACUGAUCGUCCACCUCUCAAGCCUCGGACAUCAGGCUGCCCGUCUUGGGGGAGACUCCCCCCACGAGCAGGUAGAGCGUCUCCGCGGGCGCAAACCCCUCGCCGCCCUGCUCGGCCCGGGCCUGCGCGAUGUGCUUGCAGACGAUGUGCCUGAGCUCUCCGAACAGCAUGGUGUUAGGCACCAGGAACCUCUUCGGUCCGAUGUCCGGCAGAGCCGACUGCGUCUCCCGAAGAAAAAAUCAAUGAGCAUCAAACUGUCUGAGGUCCGCACGGGCUUCUUGGAUCGGCGUUGCAAUCCCCUCUCUGGCUCGCGGAACGCGGCGGGGGUGGCGCCAGAGGUGCCAGGGGCUCAGGAGCCGAUCCAAGAAAGCCACGCGGAGCUCCGAAAGUCUACGGUCGGGGAAGCUUGCUUUGCGUGUCGCGGCGGCAGCCCCAGCGACACGCUAUGCCCUGCGAGCGGAUCGCGGGUUGCUCCACUCCGCGGGGCGGAAGGCU